UACCUUAAAGCAUCAGCUCCUUUUAAUAGCUUCAUUACUCUACAGGUUAAACGGGAUUUAUUAAUCAUCAUUUGUUUUGUUUUUUUGUUAAGUGUGCUUUAUGUGACAAUCUCCCAGGCAUCAAAAAAAUCUCAUUUACUUUUUUAUUCUCGCUUUACGCAAACAAUAAACAAAGAAUUGCGCACACGGAGUUUGGUUUUGGUGCAAAUAAUGCAAAUAAACCUUAUAUAAUAAGUCGGUUAAUUUGGAAAGAUUUUUUGGAAAUUGUGAAAAGGUUUUUUGUUUUUUUUGUUUUGUUUUACAAUGGAUCGGUACACAGUUCUUAAAGUGAUCGGUGAAGGAUCUUUUGGACGUGCGCUCUUGGUUCAACUCAACACUGACAAAGUGAAAUGGGUUAUGAAAGAAAUACGACUGCCAAAGGCAGAGGGUGGAGUGGAGAGUGCGCGCGCAGAGGCGGUGCUGCUGUCCACAAUGACGCAUCCAAACAUUGUGGCUUUCAGAGAAUCAUUUGAAGAUGAUGGCCAUCUGUACAUUGUUAUGGAGUUCUGUAGUGGAGGUGAUCUUCUCCAAAAAAUACGGCAGCAAAAUGGCUCUCUGUUCCCUGAAGAUGUGAUACUCAGAUGGUUUUCACAGAUGUGUCUAGGCACAAAGCACAUUCAUGAUAAACGAGUGCUUCACCGAGAUUUAAAAUCAAAGAACAUAUUCCUGACAGACCAUCUCACAAUCAAACUGGGAGAUUUUGGAUCAGCAUGUGCUCUUAACAGUGCAAAAGGUUAUGCCCAGACGUACGUUGGAACUCCAUACUAUGUGUCUCCAGAGAUCUGGGACAACCAACCAUACAACAACAAGAGUGAUAUUUGGUCUUUAGGCUGUGUGCUCUAUGAACUCUGCACUUUACGCCAUCCGUUUGAGGCCCGUAGCUGGAAGAGUUUGAUUUUAAAAGUGUGUCGUGGGUCAUACACGCCUUUGCCCAGCCGCCUUCCCUAUGAGCUUCACUACUUGAUUAAACACAUGUUUAAGACUAACCCGAGAGACAGGCCUUCAAUACACACCAUCCUUAGCUCUCACCGUGUGUCCAGACUGCUCCAUAAACAUCUACCUGAGGAGCAAAUACUCAAGAAAGAAUCCAAGGAACUGACAGAGAAACGAGUAAAUCAGUGGAGAAAAGAAGAAGGAGAGAAAGUGGCCAUGUUUCUGGGUCAGAAGAGCUUGUUAAACACUACUACAACUAAAGAUUCAGACAUAAGUUUCAAAAUUUCUUCGGAGAAUCGGACAGGUAACAUUGUUGCCCGGAAAAGGUGGGCAAAAGAACCCUCCAACACAGUGCUUCAGGUCUUUAGGAAUGCUGACAUCAUUUCCUCUGGUGACACGGCAACCGCACAGGGGUCUGACCCCACAAAAGAAGAGGGAUUUACAGAAAUGCAGAAACUGGAAAGAAGGCAAUGGGACAAGGAUCCACCUGAAAGACUUUUAAGCCUUCUGGAGAAAGCUCCUCUCAGCACAGCCUUCAGCACAUACAUUAUCCACAGGCACAAUCUGAAUGAUGAUGAUGCUCCAGAUGGACCUGAAGAAGUUCAUGUUGACCAGAAUAGACUGGAACCCCGUUCAGAUGACGAAGACACUGAUUUUGAGGAGGAUUGCCAAUUUGAUUGGCAAGCCGAGCUGGAGAAAAUGUUUGUAUGCUAAAAAUGUUUUAAAUUCAUCAAGGCGUAUGUGUGUACCUGACUAUACAGUACAGUAUACCAUAAUUUAAAAGUUUGUUUGAAUUUAUAAAUAAAUGUAAACAGGUGAUCUGUGA
This is a messenger RNA of Tachysurus vachellii, 1798 nucleotides long. It is a transcript of the gene nek3, whose product is annotated as NIMA related kinase 3. Lineage: Eukaryota; Metazoa; Chordata; Actinopteri; Siluriformes; Bagridae. The record is from RefSeq and is a predicted model, not a curated record. The transcript has 13 exons. Gene Ontology annotation, molecular function: protein kinase activity; ATP binding. Gene Ontology annotation, biological process: protein phosphorylation. The coding region runs from base 304 to 1686 and encodes 460 amino acids.